GUGAGGGAAUCGCAGGCCUGGCUGCUGCUGGAGGAGAAUCUGGGCUGUCGGUGGGUUUGGGACUAAGCGCAGGAAGCGGCUUCGCACGCUGCGAGGAGCCCGGGGUGGCCAGGCGGCGUGGGGAGCCGGGAUUCGCCGCUUGAUGUGUAGAUGGUGCAGCCAGUGACGCAAGAGCAAGUGACUGGUGCUGGUCAAUAAACUCAUCUCCUCUUGGGAAUUCCUUAUGAUGCCCAAGGGUGGGGUAGUGGGACAACCUGGGUGAAGGAAAUAUCCCCAGAAAAGUGGAAGAGCCAGUAUCCUGUUGGCUAAUGGUACCAACACUACUGGGACCAGAUCCGUUUAGAAAAGGCGCAGUUGCGGAUGCGAUAAUGCAGUUGCUGAAACUGAAAGGAUUUAAAUUUGCAUGGAGCUUUUGGAAAAUUACUGCAAUGCUGUAAAUCAGAACCUCAGUUAAGUUCGAUAGCUGUAGUGGGAGGGAAGUGGAAGAAUCCAGUGACAGCCACCAGAGUUUUAGAAAAUGCAGAGUUUGAUGCUCUUCUGUAGAAGAGGAUAUAUUUAAACCCACAUUCAUCUGAAGGAUCAGUGUUUAUCCUAAAUAUCAUGGUUUAACAUCCCCAAAAGUGUAAGAGGCAGACGUACAAAUGUCUACCACAAGACUAAAGUGUGACAUGUUAUGUUCUUUACCAUAAGGACCCAUAAAAUGAGCUCCAUUACUGACAGAGAUGAUGGUAGUAUUUUUGAUGGUCUGGUGGAAGAAGAUGACAAGGAUAAAGCAAAAAGAGUGUCUAGAAACAAGUCUGAAAAGAAACGUAGAGAUCAGUUUAAUGUUCUCAUCAAAGAGCUUGGUUCCAUGCUUCCGGGUAAUGUUCGGAAGAUGGAUAAAUCCACUGUACUGCAGAAAAGCAUUGACUUUUUACGGAAGCACAAAGAAAUCACUGCACAGUCAGAUGCCAGUGAAAUUCGACAGGACUGGAAACCUACAUUCCUUAGUAAUGAAGAGUUCACACAGUUAAUGUUGGAGGCUCUUGAUGGUUUUUUUUUAGCAAUCAUGACAGAUGGAAGUAUAAUAUAUGUGUCUGAGAGUGUAACUCCCUUACUUGAACAUUUGCCAUCUGAUCUUGUGGAUCAGAGUAUAUUUAAUUUUAUCCCAGAGGGGGAACAUUCAGAGAUUUAUAAAAUACUCUCUACUCAUCUGCUGGAAAGUGAUUCAUUGACACAAGAAUAUUUAAAAUCAAAAAAUCAACUAGAAUUCUGUUGCCAUAUGCUGCGAGGAACAAUAGAUCCAAAAGAACCACCUACAUAUGAAUAUGUAAAGUUUAUAGGAAAUUUUAAGUCUUUGAAUAAUGUCCCCAACUCAGCGCACAACGGUUAUGAAGGAACUAUCCAGCGGCCCCAUCGGCCUUCAUAUGAAGACAGAGUUUGUUUUGUAGCUACAGUUAGGUUAGCUACACCUCAGUUUAUCAAGGAAAUGUGCACUGUUGAAGAACCCAAUGAAGAGUUCACAUCUAGACAUAGCUUAGAAUGGAAGUUCCUGUUCUUGGAUCACAGGGCACCUCCAAUAAUAGGCUAUCUACCAUUCGAAGUUCUGGGGACAUCAGGCUAUGAUUACUAUCAUGUAGAUGACCUAGAAAAUCUGGCAAAAUGUCACGAACACUUAAUGCAAUACGGGAAAGGGAAGUCAUGUUAUUACAGGUUCCUGACAAAGGGGCAGCAGUGGAUUUGGCUUCAAACACAUUACUAUAUUACUUAUCAUCAGUGGAAUUCCAGGCCAGAGUUUAUUGUCUGUACACACACAGUAGUAAGUUAUGCAGAAGUUCGAGCAGAAAGAAGGCGAGAACUUGGUAUUGAAGAGUCUCUUCCAGACAUAGCAGCAAGUAAAAAUCAGGACUCCGGAUCUGAUAAUCAUAUAAACACGGUCAGCCUCAAAGAAGCAUUGGAAAGAUUUGAUCACAGUGGUACACCUUCUGCUUCCUCCAGGAGUUCGAGGAAAUCUUCGCAUACUGCAGUCUCAGAUCCUUCAUCAACGCCAACAAAGAUGACAAUGGACACUAGCACUCCUCCAAGACAAAACUUAUCUGGUCAUGAAAAGACUGCACCAAGGAGGUCAUCACUUAGUAGUCAGUCCUUAAACGCCCAGUCUGUUGGACAACCAUUAGCACAACCAAUGAUGUCUCAACCUGCAACUUUACAGAUCCAGCCAGGCAUGUCCCAGCCUAUGUUCCAGUUUUCAGCCCAGUUGGGAGCCAUGCAGCACCUAAAGGACCAGUUGGAGCAAAGAACACGAAUGAUAGAGGCAAAUAUUCAUCGGCAGCAAGAGGAGUUGCGUAAGAUUCAAGAACAGCUUCAAAUGGUCCAUGGUCAAGGGCUUCAGAUGUUUUUGCAGCAAUCAACUCCUGGAUUAAACUUUGGUUCUGUGCAGCUCACUUCUGGGAACUCUUCUAACAUUCAGCAUCUUACGCCAAUAAACAUGCAAGGUCAAGUUGUUCAGGCUAAUCAGAUUCAAGGCGGAAUGAACACUGGGCAUAUUAGUACUCAGCACAUGAUGCAGCAACAGCCUUUGCAGAGUACAGCAACACAGCAUACUCAGCAAAAUAUACUUAGUGGGCACAGUCAACAGACUUCUCUUACUAAUCAGUCACAGAAUACACUUUCAGCCCCCUUAUAUAACACAAUGGUGAUCUCCCAGCCAGCAACAGGAAAUGUUGUCCAGAUUCCAUCUAGUUUACCACAAAACAACAACCAGAGUGCUCCAGUAACUACUUUCACCCAGGACAGACAGAUCAGAUUUUCUCAAGGUCAGCAGCUUGUCACAAAAUUAGUCACUGCCCCUGUAGCAUGUGGAGCGGUGAUGGUACCGAGCACUAUGUUUAUGGGACAGGUGGUGACCGCCUACCCCACUUUUGCUGCACAGCAGCAGCAGCCACAGACGUUAUCAAUAACGCAGCAGCAGCAACAGAGUCAGCAAGAGCAGCAACAGCAGCUCAGUACAGUUCAGCAGUCGGCUCCAUCUCAGCUGGCGCAGCACCCGCAGCAGUUCUUACAGACAUCCAGGCUACUUCAUGGAAAUCAAUCAACUCAGCUUAUUCUCUCUGCUGCUUUCCCACUACAACAAAGCACUUUUACUCAAUCACACCACCAGCAGCAUCAAUCUCAACAGCAGCAGCAACUCUCACGACAUAGAACUGACAACAUGAUUGAUCCUUCCAAAGUUCAGCCACAGUAGGACAGGGAUUCACUUCUUCUAGAAGCAAACAGCAGGGAGGAGCUGCUCCAUAAACAGUUGCACUGAUGAUAGUAGAGGUAGAAGUCCAAAGGCUUUAUAAAGUACAGUAUUGAGGUCACGUCUAACUUCUGGGAAUCUGUUUGCAGAAGAAACUACUACAAAAUGUUGUGGAGGUACCUUAGAUACAAACAGCAAAAAGAUAACAGGGACCUGGCCAACUUUUACAGUCUUUUAGUUGUCCCAAUUUCUGUGUUCUGAAGGAUGUGCUACCACGUAGUAACUUGUCCAGAUCAAGGCUCAAACCUCAAUGAACUGAAAAGGGUACUAAAAAUGUUGGUAUCUUUAGCAGUCCUGUAAGUUUGUCAAAUGUGACCAUGGACACACAGUUGCUCACAAUAAUUCUACAAAUACAGUCCAAAAGACAUUUAAUUUUUUUUUCAGAUGAUUAUGGGACAAGUAAAUAUUUUCAAAAUGUUGUGUGGAAUCAGAUUCUGUAUUGUACAGAUGUUGUAAAAUAAUGUGUAUAUGUCUGGAUAAAAGGAGAGAGAGCAAAAAUAUUUUAUAUGAUGCAUGAAAAUGUAAUCUUGUUGUUUGUAGGUUUGAAUGUUUCCCUAAAUUCUCACACCAUGCUCCAACUAAUAUUUUCCUCUGUUCUACCCUUUUGUUUACAACAUGAUGCAUCAUAAUUUUCACCCUUAAUGUGGGCACAAGUCUCUUGUUUGUGCUUUGUCUGCGAUGUCACAGUUUGUUCAGUGAGGUAUAGUGUGCUGGUUAGUGGAUUUUUUGGAGUUAAAUUAUUGAUGAAAACUGUUUGAACUGGUGGUCAUGCAUCAGGAUUCAAGACAUUCAGAUUUCAGAAAUAUCAUCCAUUUCACAAUUAUUCAUUGUUUUUUGAUUGAAAAAUAGGAAUUUGCACUGCUUUUUUGUGAAUGGUUUGGAAUUUUACUCCCCAAAGCUAUCUUUUGAGAUCAUAGUUGGAAAUAUUUAUGUAAAAGGUUUUAAAAAAACUACAUGAAAGUAAUUUUCAAGAAUGUGUCAGUUAUAGGAGUAAUUUGCACAACAAUAUAUUUACACUUAAUAACAUUUUAGGCACUUUUUAACCACCUUCUCUGUGGUGAGAAUUGUAACUUUUUAAAAUAUGUUGGAAUCUUUUUAUUCUCCUUUAAAAAUUAGAUCUUUCUUUAGUCAGAACUGAUUCAGGGUCAUUUUAAAACAAAAAAAGAAGAAACCCAUAGUGCCUUGAUUUUAAUUCAGGUGAUAACAUUUAACAUCUUGAAUUAUGUUGUCUUGAAUCUGUUACAAUUUCACAAUUUUGAAGUCUUAGUACAAUCUCAACAAAGUGUGUUUCUACUUCAGAGCUAUAUCUUGCUUGUGUUCAUAUAACAAAUAUUUUAACAAUCGUCUGAGUUGAGAUCAUGAGCAUUUUUUAAAGGAGUGCUUCCCCCCUCAAACACUAAAAUGGAAACAGGUAUCUAAUAUUUACAUGUAUCUAAUGAUAUACCUGUAAAGUGUUCAGAGAGUAAGGAGUAGCGCUCCAAAACAGAGAUUAGUCAUUUUUGGGGGGAGGGGGGAAUUAAUCACUUCUUAGUCAGCUCAGAUCCAAUUUUACUUUAUUGAUUGGAAUUUAAUGAAAAAAUAAAGAGGGGAUUAAGACUGCAUGUUUAACACUCUGAGUAUUGACUUAAAAGGGAUACCACUAAACUAAGACUUCAGAAGGCAACCUCACUUUAUAAAGAUAAUAAAAAGUUCCAACAGGAAUGAUUUCCUAUUUUUAAAUGUUCAGUAGAUUUCUAUGGUACUACUUCAUACAAAUCACAUCUGCAGAGCAAAAUGAGCUAAUACCAAGAUAGACUUGGUAGUUAAAAAAGAAAAUUAAUUAAAAUUAACACUGAGGAGGAAAAGUUUUUAGUCAAGAAGCUGAAUUAAGUUAGAGUAUUAGGGAGGAGCUGUAUGAAUGUAACCAAAUUGUGAUGGAAUAUUAAAUGUUAGGAACAGUUUGAUUGUAUUAUUGGGUGACCAGCGCUGACGGAAAGGUAGUGCUAAGUUAGUGAACACUAGAUGCAGUUACCUUUUGAGGCUUCUUCCUAAAAUGAGCCUUGACCUUUCCACUGUCAUCUCCUCAUUAGAUUAGCCCCUUACCUCCAAGCCAUAAAGCAACAGGUCAACAGUGGAUCCUGGGAGAAUCACAGUGGUAAAGGGAAGAGGGCAUAAGAAGUAAAGAACCAAAGAGAACUGCUCCAGGAAGUCUCUUGCAACAAGGGGUAGGAACAGAUACAAAUUAAACAAAUCCAGGAAAUUUUCCAUCUCUGUGCUCUUUAAAGGCAUUUCUGUCAUUCCCUGAACCAGUAGAAUUGUCAGAAACAUAUAUUUUUUUUAAGUUUUAGAAAAGCAAAACUCCAUUGACUUUAAUUUUUCCAAAUUGCCUUGCUAAUCCUGCCAUACCAUUCCGCCUGUAUCCAAAAUUUAAGCUGCAUUGACCAGAGGUCCAUUCCAUAAAGACUAUUAGUGGGAAAUAGACCUGUUAGAUAAAGGUUUUAACCUAACUACAAUAAUAAAAUAGCACUAAAGAAGAAAACUGGGAGAGCUUUAAUAUUACUCUUAGAAAUAUAGUGUGGUGGUAAAACCAGCCAAUAAGCUGUAGCAGUUGCAGCUACAGUAAAUGCAGAGCAUAACCAGCAGACAGCUGAGAGAGUUUUAUAUAUAAGCUUCAUUCAAACCCCUUCUAUCAACCAGAAAAAUAUUGUGGUGUGCUCUUGUAGGUCAGACAAUAAAAAGGCAGCCUAACUUAGGUGUGGGAGGUUUUUAUAUAAACAUAGAUAUUGGAAGAGGACUAAGAGGAAAAAAUCUGCCUUUUGAUCAAGAAGCCUUCCAUAAGCUCAGAGGGGAAAGUCAUCCAAAAAUGAAGCUACACUUUACCUGCUAGCUGAUAAAGAGAAGGGGAAUUCUAAGAGACUGGAAAAUGAUUACAUACAUUUGAAAAGCUUCUGCCACAAUUCCGGCAAAUGUUUAAAAAAAGAACAGAAAAAGCACACAGUAUUUCACUGACUCUAAUUGGUGUAGAUGCUCUGCUUCUCCUUCACUGACUAUUAAAGGAUUUGUGUUCAAACAAGUUGCUCACUUCUGCUCCUAUUAAAGUCAGUUGCAAAACUCCAUUGACUUCUGUGGGAAGAAAAUUGGGCCCCAGUCUUUCUCUCUUCUAAUCAGCCUGCUGCUUCUGCCCAGCUUAUUCGCUUGUGUGGCAGACCUGUUGUUUGUGACAUCCCAAUAGAUAUCACAGCAGCGAAUGCUAUGAUGUUUAAUGUUACAGAAUGACUCUGACAGGAGUGAGGAAGUUGGCUAAGAAGGAGAAAAUAUUGUAUUAUGGAUAAAUGCCUUGGUGACAUACAGUUAAGUAAAAUAUCAUGCUGUAUUUUCUUAAUAAGAGUUUUGAUGAGAAAAUUAGUAAGUUUGCCUGAGUUGGGUGAGAACUCAAAGAAAAGCCUCAGAAUUUCAGAGGGAAAAGAAAUAUAGCUAUUUUUAUAUUAUAUUUAAUAUAUGUUAUAUUUGUAUAUAAAUAUGAAAAGAUUAUAGUAAGAACUCUC
Messenger RNA from Gopherus flavomarginatus (Mexican gopher tortoise), 6804 nucleotides. RefSeq names its product clock circadian regulator (gene CLOCK). The coding region runs from base 674 to 3223 and encodes 849 amino acids. Gene Ontology annotation, molecular function: DNA-binding transcription factor activity, RNA polymerase II-specific; protein dimerization activity; E-box binding. The record is from RefSeq and is a predicted model, not a curated record. Gene Ontology annotation, biological process: regulation of transcription by RNA polymerase II; circadian regulation of gene expression. NCBI's taxonomy places the organism in Eukaryota, Metazoa, Chordata, Testudines, Testudinidae. The transcript is spliced from 25 exons. Gene Ontology annotation, cellular component: nucleus; cytoplasm; CLOCK-BMAL transcription complex.